Messenger RNA from Diabrotica virgifera virgifera (western corn rootworm), 4330 nucleotides. RefSeq names its product probable multidrug resistance-associated protein lethal(2)03659. The record is from RefSeq and is a predicted model, not a curated record. Gene Ontology annotation, biological process: transmembrane transport. Gene Ontology annotation, cellular component: membrane. Gene Ontology annotation, molecular function: ATP hydrolysis activity; ATP binding; ABC-type transporter activity. The coding region runs from base 229 to 4182 and encodes 1317 amino acids. Lineage: Eukaryota; Metazoa; Arthropoda; Insecta; Coleoptera; Chrysomelidae. The transcript has 11 exons.
UUAUAUUCUGCGAACUAUUUUUAAUGCAUUUGAUAACCACCGUUAUAACAAAAUAUCCACCAUUUUUAGUAUCUCGAAGUACUCUCCAUCCCACACAUACACACAGAUACUUCAGACGUCAAUUAUUUGUAUAUUAUAAUAAGUGAUUUAACUUGAGUUUAGUUUAGGUGCUUCAAUUAAAAAAAACACUGUUUGCUGAUUUGUGUGACUUGCAGCUAAAAUUAUAAAAUGGAGGAAGUUAAAGUUGGUGGGGUUCCAGAGAAAAAGCUGAAUCCAAAAGAUAGGUCAAAUUUUAUUUCUCGUUUAUUUUUCUGUUACUUACUUCCUUACUUUGUCAAAGGUUACAAACGAGAACUAACCGAAGAUGAUAUGUACAGACAUCGAAGUGAGCACGAUUCUAGCAAGCUAGGACAAAGGCUGGAGGAAAGGUGGAUCAAACACGUAGCUAAAAAUAAGAAUCCUGCAUUUUGGAAAGUGUUAAUGGGAACGUUUUUUUGGGAAAUAUUCGGUCAGGACAUUCUUGUUAUAUUAUGUGAAGCAGUAAGAAUGGCUCAACCGUUUAUAAUAUCAAAGUUACUAAUCGUUUAUGAAAAAGAUCCCAAAGAAAAUAUUAACGAAGUUUACCUGUACUCAGGCUUAAUAGUUGCGACUUCAUUUAUCAGUGUGGUCCUUGUACAUAGAUUUUGUUUAGGACUGUUUCAAAUUGGUAUGAAGAUGAGAAUAGCAUCGUGUUCUCUAAUAUAUAGGAAAGCUCUAAGACUCAGCAAAUCUGCUUUAGCCGAAACUACCAUUGGACAGAUGGUAAAUUUACUUUCUAAUGAUGUAGGCAGAUUUGACACAGCUCCCAUUCACCUACAUCACUUAUAUAUCGCUCCUAUACAAGCGCUUAUUGUGAUGGUAUUUUUAUAUAUAGUUGUGGGAUGGACAGGACUUCUUGGAACAUUCUUUUUGCUACUGUCCAUACCGCUACAGUCAUGGUUGGGCAAGAAGACUUCGCAGUUUAGGCUGAAAACUGCUACUCGAACCGAUGAAAGGGUUAGACUUAUGAAUGAAAUCAUAUCUGGAAUUCAAGUAAUCAAAAUGUAUACUUGGGAAUACCCAUUUGCAAAGUUAGUGGAGUAUGUGAGGGGGAAUGAAAUAAAAUUCAUUAGGAAAACAUCCGUAAUCCGUGGAAUUCUAAUUUCCAUAGCUAUGACUUUAAAUGAUAUAGCUGUUGCCAUAUGCCUGGUGACAUAUGUAUUGACAGGAAAUCCCCUAACAGCUUCAUAUGCGUUUACAGUUACUUCAUAUUAUCGUCUCAUGGGCAGCCUUACUUACUUCUUACCCAUGGCCGUUUCUCAAGGCUCCGAAAUGUGGAUAUCCAUGAAGAGAAUCGAGAAAUUUUUGCAAUAUGAUGAACUUAACAUUGAAAAUCUUAAAAAUUCACUGAAUGGUAAACAAAACGGUAAACAAGACUUACAAGUGUUAACUGGAUCUGAUAAGGGAAGCAUUCAUAUUAAAAAGGCGUCUGCUAAAUGGUUGAAGUCACAAUACGAGAACAAUUUAGAGAACAUUGACAUGGAUGUGGCAGCUGGUAGUGUAGCUGCUGUUGUUGGAUCCGUAGGAAGCGGAAAGACAACUUUGUUGCACAUAAUUAUGAAAGAGCUCGAAUUAGAAAGUGGAUCUGUUAAUGUCACUGGAAAAAUUUCGUAUGCUUCUCAAGAGCCUUGGUUAUUUGGAGGUAGUAUUAGGCAAAAUAUCCUAUUUGGAGAAACAUAUGACCAACUCAAAUACAACGAAGUAGUUCGUGUAUGUGCACUAGAAAGGGACUUUACUCUAUUCCCUUAUGGUGAUCGAACCUUAGCGGGUGAACGAGGUGUUACCUUAAGUGGAGGACAAAGAGCUAGAAUAAACUUAGCUAGGGCAGUUUACAAAGACGCUGAUAUCUACUUACUAGAUGAUCCUUUAUCCGCUGUGGAUACACACGUUGGUAAACAUAUAUUUGAAGAAUGUAUUUGUGAAUACCUUGGAAGCAAGUGCGUCGUACUGGUCACUCAUCAACUACAGUAUUUAAAAAGUAUUCAGAAUAUAUAUUUAUUAAAAAAUGGACAAAUAGCUGUCUCCGGGUCCUAUAAUAAUAUAAAAGAUUCUAAUACACAUUAUAGUGAACUGUUGCAUGAUAUAGAAGAGGAGGAAGAAGAGAUAAGAAGGAAGUCUAAGGUUGUUCAAACAAAAGAAGAAGAAGCUGAAGGAGAAGCAGGUCCUGUAUUACAAAGAGAAGGUAAAAGUACAGGAAUUAUUUCUGGACGUGUUUAUCGAAAGUAUGCUCAAGCUGGUGGACAUAUCUUUAAGGCUUUUUCUAUAUUAUUCCUCUUUAUACUUAGCCAAGCUUUGUUAAGCGUAUGUCAAUAUUUUGUUACUUUCUGGGUCAAUAUUCAACAAUGGAAAUCUUCACAAAACAUACUAAACUCAACAGACACUGGGGUUGUAGUAGAAAAUGUUACCGCACCGUUAAAUUUGACCACUCCUCCUCAAUCGACCGACAAUACAGGUUUUGCUGAUUGGUGGCUAACCCCAGUUUUUGUGAGUGAAAACACUUCAUUCUACUUCAUUGGUUUAAACAUGGUGAUGGUAAUUAUUAUGAAUAUCAGGUCGUCUUCGUUUUAUGCGUGGGCUAUAACAGCAUCAACAAAAAUGCACAAUAUGAUGUUUGAGAACAUAGUUUACAGCCCAAUGAGGUUUUUCAAUAUAAAUCCUUCUGGAAGAAUUCUGAAUAGGUUUUCCAAAGACAUCGGUGCUUUAGAUGAAGUUUUACCAAUGACUAUCAUGGAUACUCUUGGAAUUGGCCUUGAGGUUGUUGCGAUAUGUUUCGUACUAGGUAGUUUAACCUACUGGAUAAUGAUACCUACUAUCCUUAUAGGGAUACUGUUCUAUGUAAUGAAGGUCGUAUUUUUAGAAACUAGUCGAGAUGUUAAGAGAGUGGAAUCAGUAAACCGAAGUCCUAUCUAUACUCAUCUAACAGCUACACUUCAAGGAUUGACUACUAUAAGAGCAUUCAAAGCUGAAGGAAUACUCAAAAAUGAGUUUGAUAGUUAUCAAAAUAAUCAUAGCGCAGCAUUUUUCAUGUAUCUUGCAUCCACUAGGACCUUUGGUUUCUGGCUGGACUUUAUAUGUGUAAUAUACACUGCCUUAGUACUAUUGUCAUUGAUUUUCAUUGAAAGUGAAACAUUUGGAGGAAAUAUGGGUCUUGCCCUCACGCAAACCUUAGCUCUGACGGGAAUGUUUCAGUGGGGGAUGCGACAAUGGUCUGAACUAGAAAACCAAAUGACCUCAGUGGAAAGGGUCCAAGAAUACGCUGACUUAAAACACGAAGAUGAUAAUUAUACUGUAGAAAUAGAUGAAACAUGGCCAGAAAAAGGCAAAAUAGAAUUUAAAAAUUUGUCUCUUCAGUAUUCACCAAAUGAUCCUCCAGUUCUUAAGAAUCUCAGUUUUGUUAUCAAACCUUCGGAGAAGGUGGGUAUAGUGGGAAGAACCGGUGCAGGAAAGUCUUCAUUAAUUCAAGCUGUUUUCCGGUUGACUCAUAUUGAUGGUAGUAUACUUAUUGACGAUAUAGAUACAAAGUCUGUUGCUUUGAAAAAGCUCAGAUCUAAAAUUUCCAUUAUUCCUCAAGAACCAGUACUCUUCUCUGGAACAUUGAGAAACAAUUUGGAUCCUUUCGAUGAAUACAGUGAUGAAAUAUUAUGGAAUGCUUUGGAACAAGUAGAACUCAAGAGUGCAGUAGAUGACUUGCCAGCCGGUCUGGACAGCAAAAUGGCAGAAGGAGGCUCUAACUUCAGUGUAGGUCAAAGGCAGCUGGUCUGCUUAGCGAGAGCAGUUAUCAGGAGCAACAAAAUACUAGUCUUAGAUGAAGCCACAGCCAACGUUGAUCCAUAUACUGACAGUUUAAUUCAAAAGGCAAUAAGGAAAAACUUUGAUAAAUGCACAGUAUUAACCAUAGCUCAUAGAAUAAACACAAUAAUGGACUCAGACAAGGUUCUAGUCAUGGAUGCUGGAAGAGUGGUAGAAUUUGAUCAUCCUCAUACACUUCUACAAAAUCAAAAUGGUGUUUUCUAUUCCUUGGUUAUGCAGACUGGAAAAGCUACAGCAAGAACAUUAAUGGCGAUUGCAGAAGAAAAUAAAACAAUAAAAGACAAAACGGAAUGAUAUGAAUCUUAAUAGUGAUUUUUACUCCUAUAUCUCAAUGUUUAUAUUGGGCAGAUGAAACUUUCCAAAGAGAUUUUUUGUAUUAUUUAUUUAACAUUAAAGAAAGUCUGAAGGAAAAUGGAACAAUAAAGUUUUCGUUUAAGAUAUA